This is a messenger RNA of Blastomyces gilchristii SLH14081, 1173 nucleotides long. RefSeq lists its product as uncharacterized. Lineage: Eukaryota; Fungi; Ascomycota; Eurotiomycetes; Onygenales; Ajellomycetaceae. The coding region runs from base 410 to 883 and encodes 157 amino acids. The record is from RefSeq and is a predicted model, not a curated record. The transcript is spliced from 2 exons.
AAUUUCUUGACUGACCCAUUGAUUUAACCUGGACCUGGAGAGUAUGAAUGAUGGCCUUGACUAGAGCGUAUCUCAUUGAAAUCAAUAGAGGGGUUGCUGAGGCGUAUGUUAAAGAAGCGAGUUGUUGGUGUUUGUUGUUCGGACAAUGAAUGCUUUACUCGUGAACAGGAUUCAGGGUAACGUAACCCGACCAUUGUGUUCCUAGUUUGCGGAGUAGACAGAAGUUUGGAGCUGGUCGGGACCUCGGCGGGGUAAAUAUCAGGCAAUUCAAAAUAUUUAGUAGUCAGGUAAAAACAGUAAACCUCUUCCUAAGACACAACACAGCCAGCAUCUCUCAACAACUCCAUAUACGCCGGAUACCAUUCCAUUAUUUUCCAGAAGAAAUCAAUACACACCAUUUGACCUGAAAAUGGAGGCCGCUGCAAAACUUUUCUUCUCCUCUCCACGAUUCGCCGUCGCCGGCGCCAGCACCGAUCCCAGCAAGUUUGGCUACAAGAUCCUCGCCUGGUACCACCAGCACUCCCUCCCCGUCACUCCCUUGAACCCGCGGGCCUCCGAAAUCCCCCUGCCCUCAAAGACAUACAAGACUGUCCCGUCGCCCUCCGCUCUCCAGGUGCCUACCCAGACAUCUCUCUCCAUCGUCACCCCACCCAAAGUGACGCUGGCGGUCCUGAAGGAGGCAAAGACGUUGGAUAUCCCCGCCGUGUGGCUACAGCCGGGAACCUUUGAUAACGAGGUGCUAGAGUACGCGCGGAAGAACUUCAAGGCGGCGAUUGCGGGGGAGGAGGCGGGCAGUAAUGGGAGUGAGGGCUGGUGUGUGCUUGUUGAUGGGGAUGAUGCGUUGGAGGCCGCAGGGGUGAGUUGGACAGCGCAGAAGCUGUAGUAGUUUUGGGUGUUGGUUUUGAUGGUGGACAGAUUGCUUGCGAACAGAAUUUUCCCAGCGCUCUGAAAUUAGUAGCAAAACACUGCCAAGAAAUCAAAAUAUACAUGUUUCUCUGAAUCAUUCAAUUAUCAUUCAAUAUGCAUCUUUUUCAAUUAAAUAUCACUCGUACACAUCUUUCUUAUAUUUAUCAUCAAAGUCAUGCAUAUUGUUCGACAGGAUUGCGGGCCGACCGCUUCGGCCCACACGCUCGCUGCGACCGCCAAUCCACGUGAUCGGCGAUCGCAAGCUCC